UCAUAGCUCAGUGCAGAGGGAGCCAAAUUCAACAAUGAGCUAAAGAUUGAACAAUUGGACUGCUGUAUAUGAACAUCCUGUAUUUACAAGAUGUGAACUCCUUUUAUUUGUGCUACAUCUAUGCACCAAGACACCUUUAGGCCAAACCUUUACUUUUACUUUACAUUGUAUAGAUCACUAGCGAGGUUGCAUUUGCAAAGUGAGAGUGAGACAAUGCAGCUAAUCCUCUUAGACGACUUCAGGUGUUAGGUAUUAUGCUGAUCCAUUGUGAAGACUCGUUCUGUGCCCUACAUAAGCCUUUGGUCGUUGGGCAAUAGUUUUUGUUUGUGCAAGUACAUUUAACUUGGCAGCUGCAUUGGGGUUUUUAUGCCAGUGAUUUUGCAUGUUAAUUCUAAGACUGGAUUUUCCAAAAACUCAAUGAUGUGACAUGAAUCACUUCACUGAAGUUCUGUAUUCUUCUACCCCAUGGUCUGCUGGGGACAGAGCUGGACUCUAUCAAAGCUUAUUUAUGCUAUUUAAUUCAACCUAGCCAUCAGGAAGGCUGCUUUGGAGGAUGAUGCGUUGUACAAGAAGGAAGCGGCUCCAGCUGAGCAGGUUUCUGUUUCUCCUCGCCGGGAUUUUCCUCUGUACCCUCUACCAGCUCACCAUUAGUGCCAGACUGCAGGAGCCACUGCCAGUGGCUCAAAUUAGAGAGGAUUUUGGAGAAGGGUCAGCAGAGGGCAUUGAGGAGGCUGCAACAGAACACGGAGGGGUGGAGGAACCUCUCACUACUGCACCUGAAUUAGAGCCCACAGAUCAAACCAUACCAAAGCAUGCGAUUCCAAAUGCUGAUAAGGAUAUACUUAAAGAUACAGAUACAACUGAUGAUUUCAAAGCAUCCACUACCACUGAAACCACACUGUUGCCAACCACAAACCGGACUAUUGUGCAUUGCAUCUAUGUGGCCCCUGAUCCUCCUCUGGUGAUACCCACCCCCAUUCCAGCUCCACCUGUUACAACUGUCUCCCCAGCUACACCUGGUCAGGCUCCUCAUGUUAAAGGCGAGUACCCUGAAGAUAUCUUCUCAAUUGAAGAUCGCAGACGAGGAUGGGUGGUCCUUCACAUUUUGGGGAUGAUGUAUAUGUUUGUCUCUCUUGCGAUUGUCUGUGACGAGUUCUUUGUGCCUGCACUGGGGGUGAUCACACACAAGCUGGCCAUCUCUAAUGAUGUAGCAGGAGCCACCUUCAUGGCAGCCGGAGGCUCUGCACCUGAGCUCUUUACCUCUUUGAUAGGAGUCUUCAUCGCACACAGCAACAUCGGCAUUGGCACAAUCGUCGGCUCAGCAGUUUUUAACAUUUUGUUCGUGAUUGGGAUGUGUGCUUUGUUUUCUCGAGAGAUUCUCCAUCUAACCUGGUGGCCGCUUUUCAGAGAUGUUUCGUUCUACAUACUCGACCUCAUCUUACUGAUCAUCUUUUUCUUGGACAAUGUCAUAAUGUGGUGGGAGAGCAUGAUGCUGGUGGCCUGUUACAGUCUCUAUGUUAUCUUUAUGAAAUUCAACGUACAACUGGAGCAGAAAUUCAAGGCCCAGCUCCACAAACACAAGAGCAUUGUAAAGGUUAUCGCUGUGGAAGAACCUGAAAAGACAAAUGGGGAGGAUGAAGAUAAUGCGCCUCCUGCUCCCGAGGACAAGAAUCGGUUAAAGUUGAAGCCAUCCCUUCAGCGAGGGGGGAGUUCUGCUUCUUUACACAACAGCAACAUGAGAAACACCAUCUUUCAGCUCAUGAUUCAAACAUUAGAUCCUCUGGGAGAUGGAAAAUUUAAGGAAAAGGCUGAGACCCUGAACAGUGUGUCUAGAUGGAAGUCGGACGCCAGGUCCCAAGACAAAAGUGAAGAGAAAGUUGGAAAAAGUGAAGAGACCAAAGAGCCAGAGGCUACCCCAGCAAAAGAUGCAGAAAAGAAGGAUGAUGUGCCAGCAGAACAAGGUGGAUCCGAAGGCUCAGACAAUUCUGGCAGUGACGAAGACGACAGCGACAAAGAGAGUGACGAGUCCAGUGAAGAUGAAGAUGAAGAUGAGGAUGAAGAGGAGGAGGAAGAGGAAAAGGGGGAAAAAGAAGAUGACCCUUUGUCUUUACAGUGGCCUGACACACCACGCAAACAAGUCACCUACCUCUUCCUGUUGCCCAUAGUCUUCCCUCUGUGGCUCACAGUUCCUGAUGUUCGUAACCAGAAAUCUAGAAAAUUCUUUGUGCUCACCUUCCUGGGCUCAAUUAUGUGGAUUGCUAUCUUCUCCUACCUCAUGGUGUGGUGGGCCCAUCAGGUGGGCGAGACCAUCGGCAUCUCGGAGGAGAUCAUGGGUCUGACUAUCCUGGCUGCAGGGACCUCCAUCCCUGACCUCAUCACCAGUGUGAUCGUGGCCCGUAAAGGCCUGGGAGACAUGGCGGUGUCCAGCUCUGUGGGCAGUAACAUCUUUGACAUCACUGUGGGUCUACCAAUCCCCUGGCUCCUGUACUCUUUCAUCCACGGUUUGGCUCCAGUGGCCGUCAGCAGCAAUGGGCUUUUCUGUGCCAUCGUGCUGCUCUUCCUCAUGCUCCUGUUUGUCAUCAUCUCCAUCGCAGCCUGUAAAUGGAAGAUGAAUAAGAUGCUCGGUUCCACAAUGUUUCUCCUCUACUUCAUCUUCCUGGUGCUCAGCGUCAUGCUGGAGGAUCGUAUCAUUGUCUGCCCUAUUUCCAUCUGAGACUGGAAACACAAGCUUUAUCCACAGCAGACCUUUUCCCGUGGAGGGGGGAACUAAAUAUCGCUUUAAAAAAGAAGUCAUUCUUAUGGAAACCGUUUUUGGACUCUUUGAAACAGUAAUUGCAAGUACAUUUUUUAUAUUCUUAACAACAAUGAUAACACAGCACCAUUUUUAGUUGUAAAAAAUAUCUAUGCAACCAUGUUCAAGAAUCUGAAAUCGGUUUAUUGAAGUUUCUAUCAAUUUUUCCAUGUCCAUUUUGACUUGGACUUGGAAUAUGCGCAAAAGUACACAACCUGAGAUUUCAUCUCAAGGUUCUUUGAAAGGCUUGUUUGCAUCAGGCAGGCUGUUCCUUUUGUGAAAUAUUUUAGGGGGAAUCCAGUCUUUAAAUUAUUUUACUAAAAUAGUUUUUGAGAACUUUUAAUUCCAUUAGAUUUUUGUCAUCCUUACUCUUGUUUUUCUAAAAUGCAUAGAGAGCUCUUUAGAUCUUGACAGUGUGAAGGCACAGACUUUAGUAGGACGGAGGACUCCAGGUUUUAUAAAUGGCGCACAGCUUGGAGCCUUUGUUUUAAAGUGUAUGGAUUAUGUGGUGUGAUAAACACAUGGUUCUAUUUACAUUACAAGUUAUUAAUCUGCUUUUUAAUAAAGUUGGUAAAGUUUUGUUGGAGUAUCCCCCUUAUUUGCGAUUCAAAUCUGGGGAAAGUCCCUGUUUUGUCACACACAGGCUCAUGUGUAAUGGCAGAGGACAAUGAAAUAGUAGUUAAAAUUAUUUAUUUCACAAAAAAAACUAUAUCAAAAUAAACCAAUAUCUGUAUGUUUUGUCAAGUCAGUAUGAUUAGUUGUGUCAGUGUGUACAAGUUAAAUUGAUAAUGCAAAUAUUGUGUAUUAAAGUAAAAAAUAUAAAGCAAAGAAACUUUAUUUAUGAAGCACUUUUCACAUAUUUAUAUAUCACAAAGUGCUUUGUAAUAAAAUAUAAAACACAUGAAACACAGAAGGUCACAUAAAACAUCAGUUAAUUAAAAACAACCAAGCCAGCAAUAGCUGGAGGGGAAAGGGCAUCCUGCACACCACCCAGAUGUUUAUAUUUAUGCAUGGAUGGAGGUCCAGUCCAGGUUGGCUGCUGCACUCUAACCAAUAGGAUCCAUUCCUUCAACAGUUUGGAUGCAGUCAUCUACACACACCCAGCAGGGCCUUGUAUAGGGUACUGUACUGUGUAGGGUAUAUACUGUACGAAAUGGUUGGUUGUUCAAAUAUAGCUAUGAGGUGUGCUUUUGUUUCUUCACAACUGUCUGUGUUGUCCAUUUAUAAAGCUGCUGUAGUUUCACUGUAUUGUUGUUAGAAACACGAUAGAAAUAUAUUUUAUAAAACCUGUUG
Girardinichthys multiradiatus is the source of this 4084-nucleotide messenger RNA. Its product is annotated as sodium/potassium/calcium exchanger 1-like. Bases 554 to 2713 code for a protein of 719 amino acids. Gene Ontology annotation, biological process: intracellular calcium ion homeostasis; long-term synaptic depression; calcium ion transmembrane transport. Gene Ontology annotation, molecular function: calcium, potassium:sodium antiporter activity; calcium channel activity. Gene Ontology annotation, cellular component: membrane. The transcript has 10 exons. NCBI's taxonomy places the organism in Eukaryota, Metazoa, Chordata, Actinopteri, Cyprinodontiformes, Goodeidae. The record is from RefSeq and is a predicted model, not a curated record.